Penicillium argentinense is the source of this 1104-nucleotide messenger RNA. Its product is annotated as transcription factor IIF subunit TFG2. Bases 1 to 1104 code for a protein of 367 amino acids. The transcript has 4 exons. Gene Ontology annotation, biological process: transcription by RNA polymerase II; transcription initiation at RNA polymerase II promoter. Lineage: Eukaryota; Fungi; Ascomycota; Eurotiomycetes; Eurotiales; Aspergillaceae. Gene Ontology annotation, cellular component: transcription factor TFIIF complex. The record is from RefSeq and is a predicted model, not a curated record.
AUGGCGCAGGUCAAACAGGACCCGGAUGCCAUGUACAUCAAGGCGGAUCCCGACAGCAAGGAGGUUUCCCUGGCCGAUCUGGAUGAUGAAGACCUCUAUGAGGAUGCCGGAGAUUUGGACUUUUCCGCGGCGGGCUCAAGUAUCUGGCUUUCGCGUCUCCCGCGACAGCUGUGGGAGCACUGGGCGCACCUGGACGACGACGAAGAGAUUGAGGUCGGCACGAUGAGGAUAGAGAAAAACCCGACAGACCCCAAUGAUAUUAAGCGGGUUAGCUUGCGCCUCCAUCAACGACCAGACAACCACGAAAUCCCCAAGGAUUACACCCUCCAACAAACCACCAUCACCACGACGAAUGCCUCCCACAUGACUCAAAAUACCUAUUGUUUUACUGAAAAAGAUAUCCCCGGAGCCGAGAACCGGAUGGCGACCUUCGGAGAAACACGAUCAGCGCUGUACGAAGCUCAGAAACGUGAGACGCGUCGACGAGAGCAAGGCAAGCGAUGGGAGCCUUAUGUGCGAAAGACGAUCCCCAAACAAACGGCUCUUGUCGGACAAGCCGGCCACGAGUUCAAUUGUCUCCCUGUGGAGAACGAAGAGUUCCGACUGAUCUCAGAGAGGCGAGCCCUGGAGGCUCUGAAGCCAAGAAAGGAAACCAAAUUCAUCAAGCAGAUCCCCGGCAAAAUCUUGCAGGAGCGUCAUGCCCUUCCCUCCACCCAAGGCACCUUUGUGCAAGCGACGAAGCCUCUCAAGGCCAAGCCCCAGGAGAACAAGUACACCCGUAUUCCUCAAAACGAACUCUUGGACAAGAUCUUCGGCUGCUUCCGCGAGUACCAGUACUGGCCUUUUAAGGCCCUUAAGGCUAGGCUUCAGCAACCUGAGGCUUAUCUGAAGCAGACGCUGGAAAUGGUUGCGCAUCUGGUCAAGGCGGGUGACUUUGCGAUGACAUGGGAGUUGAAGCCAGAGGCCCAGCAGACGAACUAUGCUCAAAUGCCUAUUCCUGUCAAGGCUGAAAUGGCGCCCGGAGACAAUUACGAUUCGGAUGACGAUCCUACUGCAUCUGGCAUGGCUACGGAUCAAGAUGAUAUGCAGUUCGAAAAUGUCUGA